CAGGAUGUAAGGUAGAGGUGUCAGGUUUGGGAGGAGUGUCUUUCUCAGAAGUAGGGGAAAGUUUUUCUCCAGCCUCAGUCGUGUGACGAGCAGAGAUCAGACAAGAUGUCCGUCUUAAAGCAGUUCGCUGACAGUGAGGUGUUCAGGGCCUAUGCUACAUAUGUGGCUGUGGUCCUCUUGAAAAUGAUGCUUAUGAGUAUUCUUACCUCCUUCUUCAGGAUUACACGCAAGGUCUAUGCAAAUCCAGAAGAUGCUGCUAGUAUUAGCAAGGGAGGAGAUCUGAAAAAAUAUGUCAGAACAGAUGAAACUGUGGAGAGAGUUCGCAGGUGUCAUCUGAACGACAUUGAGAACAUUGUACCAUUUGUGGGACUUGGUCUGGUCUACGCUCUCAGUAAUCCUGAUUUAUCCACCGCGCUUUUACAUUUCCGUAUCUUUGCUGGUUCUCGCAUUCUGCACAGCAUCUCCUACCUGACGCCACUGCCGCAGCCAAGUCGAGCGCUGACCUUCCUCGUUGGGUACAUCGUCAAUGUCUCCAUGGCCUAUGCAACUCUGCGCAGCAUCUUCUAUUUCUAGAGCUGAUGUCAUAUUGGCGCACAUAUAGAAUUGGUGAAUGGUUUCUCCUUGAUAG
Messenger RNA from Nanorana parkeri, 628 nucleotides. It is a transcript of the gene MGST1, whose product is annotated as microsomal glutathione S-transferase 1. NCBI's taxonomy places the organism in Eukaryota, Metazoa, Chordata, Amphibia, Anura, Dicroglossidae. Gene Ontology annotation, cellular component: mitochondrion; membrane. The record is from RefSeq and is a predicted model, not a curated record. Gene Ontology annotation, molecular function: glutathione transferase activity. The transcript has 4 exons. Bases 106 to 573 code for a protein of 155 amino acids.